Messenger RNA from Phyllostomus discolor (pale spear-nosed bat), 1269 nucleotides. It is a transcript of the gene TCF21, whose product is annotated as transcription factor 21. Bases 269 to 808 code for a protein of 179 amino acids. Gene Ontology annotation, molecular function: protein dimerization activity; DNA-binding transcription factor activity, RNA polymerase II-specific; RNA polymerase II transcription regulatory region sequence-specific DNA binding. The transcript has 2 exons. Lineage: Eukaryota; Metazoa; Chordata; Mammalia; Chiroptera; Phyllostomidae. Gene Ontology annotation, biological process: regulation of transcription by RNA polymerase II; developmental process. The record is from RefSeq and is a predicted model, not a curated record.
AUUCCUCAGCGCUCUCUCACACUCCUCUACGGCCACGACUCCGGGGGUGGGGAAACAGAGCGUCGGCUUCCUUCCCAAAGAAGCCGUGGAGGUUCCUUCUCACAACUCUCAAAGAAGGGGAAAGGGGUGUGAGACCCAACCAGAACCCCAACUCCAACUCCGCACACGAGGUGGCUGCUCCGCACGGCACACCAGGGGGGCCCACUGGUUUCCGGGUCUCUUUCUCCUUUCUCCCUUCCCUCUGCCCCUUUCCUCCUCUCCCGCAAACAUGUCCACCGGCUCCCUCAGCGACGUGGAGGACCUCCAAGAGGUGGAGAUGCUGGACUGCGACGGGCUGAAAAUGGACUCGAACAAGGAGUUUGUGACUUCCAACGAGAGCACCGAGGAGAGCUCCAACUGCGAGACUGGGUCUCCCCAGAAGGGCCGCGGCGGCCUAGGCAAGAGGAGGAAGGCGCCCACCAAGAAAAGCCCCCUGAGCGGGGUCAGCCAGGAGGGGAAGCAGGUCCAGCGCAACGCAGCCAACGCGCGCGAGCGGGCCCGGAUGCGGGUGCUGAGCAAGGCCUUCUCCAGGCUCAAGACCACCCUGCCCUGGGUGCCCCCGGACACCAAGCUCUCCAAGCUGGACACGCUCAGGCUGGCGUCCAGCUACAUCGCCCACCUGAGGCAGAUCCUGGCUAACGACAAGUACGAAAACGGUUACAUCCACCCGGUCAACCUGACGUGGCCCUUUAUGGUGGCCGGGAAACCCGAGAGUGACCUAAAAGAAGUGGUGACCGCGAGCCGCUUGUGUGGAACCACAGCGUCCUGACCUUGGAGGUGCGAGUCUGGGAAAGGCGUGCUCCCCGGGAAAACGGCCCGGGAAGGCGACCCCUGCCCUCCCUGCUCUCUGCCUCUGCUUCCCCCGCCAAGCUCCUCUCUCUGUCCCACCCCGCGAGAACACUUUACAGCGACGAGGAGAUUCGUUUCCAAACCAGAGGAGAUCCAUUGUACUUACAAAGACUCCCAUCUAUUUAACUUUAUUAAUUUGUACGUGAAUGACUCUGCGAGCCUUGCUGGUCCAAGUGCAAUAUGUAAUUAUAAAUAUAUGACUAGAUGAGAAGAGCCUAUCAGUCUGUAUCUGUUGUACAGUAUGUUGUAAAGUGUAGAUCAUAGAAUAGCUGACUUUAACAGUCACAUUUAUAAAGUAAUUCACUUAAAGAUAUAUAUUUUUUCAAACAAGUUUUGCUACUUUCAAAAAUAAAUCUUUCUUUAUAUUGCUAAAAGCCCUGA